ACCGAUUCAUCUGGUCGCCCCUUGGGAAAAGAUGGCAAACCUAUUCCCACAGAUGCAAGCGGAACCCCCCUGGACAAGGACGGACAUCCACUACCCACCGACAGCAGCGGAAGCUUUGUCACAGUUUCAGCUGAAGAAGCAGUCACAAAGGAGUUGCCAACUGAUGAGAGCGGCAAUAUAAUUUAUCCAGUGACCAGACCGGACGGAUCCCCGUUGCCUACUGAUUCUUCCGGAAACUUUAUCACUGAGGAAGGCAUCAUAGUUGGUCCCGAUGGUAAAGCCCUACCUACACCAUACGGUGAAAAGUGUUCUCUAAAAAACCUUAAGAUGGAUAUCGUGUUUACAGUGGAUACUAGAAAGUUGUCCAACUCUACAUUCCAGAACAUUUUGCGGGCAAUAUCAAACUUUGCUGACAAGGUUGAUCUGUCUCCUGAUGUGACUCGCAUAGGACUAGUAUACGGCAAUAAAGAUAUUGUUGUACCACUUCCGCUUGGUGGCUACCAAGAAAAAGAACACAUGAGAGAUGAGCUGCGACGAAUUGAAUUUUCUUACGACGAAUCAAACGAUCGCGUGCCUCUGUAUGAAUCAACGAAACAACAGUUUACUAUGUUUCCACGAGCAGGCAGCGUCAAGGUCAGCGUGCUCUUCGGAAAGGACAUAAUAAGGUAAGU
Molecule: messenger RNA, 671 nt
Organism: Strongylus vulgaris
Lineage: Eukaryota; Metazoa; Nematoda; Chromadorea; Rhabditida; Strongylidae
Source: the annotation of a GenBank genome assembly